Messenger RNA from Colletotrichum phormii, 425 nucleotides. RefSeq lists its product as uncharacterized. The transcript is spliced from 2 exons. Bases 91 to 315 code for a protein of 74 amino acids. NCBI's taxonomy places the organism in Eukaryota, Fungi, Ascomycota, Sordariomycetes, Glomerellales, Glomerellaceae. The record is from RefSeq and is a predicted model, not a curated record.
GCACGCGAAGGAGGCGAUGCACCUCAUUUCACCGGUCGCGUGGCCCCGUCGCGAUGGUACGAAACGACAUACUCGGUAUCUUCGACCUAGAUGAUGGAAUCUGGUGUUUCUUUGAUGAUUUCUAUGGUGCUGUUGAUGAAUGUGACGAUGGUGGUGCAAGAUGUGCGGAUAGCUUCAAUUUGGACGAAGCGCGACCGAAUCACAACAGACGAGGUUAAGGACUGGGACCAUGUGCGCGAUAUCUGGGCCGCAACACGCGAUAAACCGAGUAAAAAGUGCAUCGGACGAUGGAGAAAAUUUCAAACAACAAAAUGAUAGGAUCAGUGCGAGAUGGAACCGAGAGUCAGAGGCAAGAUGGCGGAUGCGACGGACGGCAUUGGCGGUCGGAGGUGAAGACGAAGAUGGGCGAUGAUGCAAAAACCGGG